Molecule: messenger RNA, 799 nt
Organism: Pseudoliparis swirei
Lineage: Eukaryota; Metazoa; Chordata; Actinopteri; Perciformes; Liparidae
Product: 5-hydroxyisourate hydrolase-like
Exons: 4
Coding region: 102-521 (139 amino acids)
Biological process (GO): purine nucleobase metabolic process
Molecular function (GO): hydroxyisourate hydrolase activity
Source: RefSeq, a predicted model, not a curated record
CGCAAAAGGAAAAUGUGACAAACCUCUGAUGCUGUUUAAUAUACUAUGACAUUUUAUAUUUUUGGGUUAAACUUACUAAACCAGUUUAUUUAUCAGCACACAUGAGUGUGUCCAGGCUGCAGCAACUCAAGGGUCAUAUAUUGCCUGGAAAUAAGUUCACAGCAAUGGCCGGCCCGGCUAGUCCCUUGACCACCCAUGUGCUGAACACUGCAAUGGGUGUCCCUGGUGCGAACAUAGCCCUCAGUCUCUAUCGACAAGACCCCUCCUCUAAUGCCUGGAGUCUCAUAACCACUGGGAUUACUAAUGCUGAUGGACGUUGCCCAGGACUCAUCACAACACAAGUGUUUACUUCUGGGGUGUAUAGAUUGCAUUUUGAGACUGCUCAGUACUGGGAGAGUAUGGGAGAGACCGGCUUCUACCCAUAUGUUGAGAUUGUCUUCACUAUAAAUGACCCAGCUCGAAAGUACCAUGUCCCUCUGCUCCUGAGUCGUUUCUCUUAUAGUACGUACAGAGGGAGCUAGAAAUCAAGUGUGAUGCUCCAUCACAGGAAGAGGCAACUCCACCAAGAACAUUCAUCCCAGCACCAGCUGAACCCAAUGACGAGACACAAUGCUCCAUUUCAAUGAUUCUUCCCUUUAAAUAAUUAUGUAAUACUGUAAUAAAUAUAUAUUUUCUUCGAUUACACAAACCACAUGACUCAUAUACACUGUACUUAUUAGGACACCAUUAUAUUAAAUGCAUUUUAAAUAUGUUAUUAAGGCAUAUACCGUUUUAAUUCCCUAAUAAAUAAUGUUGGGUU